GCGCUCACUUUCACGCACGAAAAAAAAAUAUAGGGGGAAAACAUCGAGAAACCUCGCAUUUUCCUCGCUCAGUUAUUCAAGCGACGCUGUGUUGUGUGGAAAACAAAAGAGAACGGGGGAAACGUUGGACCCUUUUCUUCUCUUCUCCUUCUAGUGUUGUGUUGUGCUUCUGUUCUGGUGUAAUAUGAGUAGAUUGGGGAAAAUGCCGCUCCUAAGUACUUUGGCAGCUCUGGUUAUUAUUGUGCACUCCGCGGAGGAGAAUUUCGAGCCGGACUAUCGAGACUACCGGCCGAGGGCUCUGGACACGUCUCCUGUGAGCUAUGAACAGCCAUGGCGAGAUACAAACGUCGAGCACAUCCAGCCGGAAAAAGCAGAUAAUUGGCACGACAGUCUGGCGAAUGAACCCCUGAGACGUCGACGAAUGGGAAGAAAACGAAAGCGUCGGCCUCAAGUACCGUCUCUAGAAGAUAUCGAGUUUUCUGAACCAGUAGCGAACCCAGAAGUUCCAGCAUCGCUUCAAGAAGAGUACGACCGUAACACAGAAGCACCGAGAAGGCGGCGAAAGAAGAUCGAUCACGUCGAUCAUUCUCAGGAUGACCCCAGUAGACAUUUGUACACUAGCAGAGAUGAAAGUAUUGAGAGACCCCAUAGACGAAGGAAAGGCCAAAGAAGAAAACGUCCUAUCGUUCAACCUUGGGCAGAAGUAGGUGAACCGGAUUAUGGACAGCAAAACCAAGUAAACGAACAUGUAGAAAUAAAUAAUGAAGACCGCCCGUCCUACUCUAAUAAUGCUCAAGAGGAAUUUGGCGACACAGAUAUAAUGGAAGUUAAAACUGAAGAGAAUCGUUUCGUAGUCGAGAAUAAAGAACCAGCGGAAGAGACAAAUCAAUCGCAUUUUAUUAAUAACGAGAAAAGUUACGAGCCAGAUAUCAGCACUGAAAGAAAUGACAACAUAGACAAACUUAGCUCAAAUAAUUUAGGGACAAAGAAGGAAGGAAAGGAAAUAAAUGAAAUCCCCGAACAGAAUAAAAAGAUAGAUCCACUCGCUUUGAAGGCACUAUUAAAAAAAUCGAAAGGCAAAAGUUUAAGUGAAAUACUACAGCAAAAUAAUUUAUCUUUAUCGGACCUACUGAGCGGAAAAGAGCAAGCAGUUUCAAUUCUGAAGAAAGAAGAUUUACCGCAGAGCCAAGAACCUAUCACUUCAACAGAGAUUCCGAAAAUACCUGAGCUACACAUACCACAACAUAACCCUCAAGGACCUAACAGAAAUUAUGAAAGUAGGGCUAUAAUUAGAGACAAAAAAGUUGAAGCUCCUCAUGUAACGGCAGAACCAAAACAUUUGAAUGAAAAGAAAGAGGAAACAAAAGUAAAUGAAUCAAACGAAAGGUACAGAUUUGUCACGAAUAAUUCCAAUAGAAAGGAAGCAUCCAACACAAAUAUGAGGCGAAGAUUUCCAACAAUAAGAAGAAAGUUGCGAAUGAGACCAGUAUUAAGCAAUACUUACAAAGCACAGCUCAGUAGAGACUUAAUUACACUAUCUUCUAUGAAAUAUCACAAUAAUCGAAAUUCAACCAGAUUUAGAAACUUUAAGGAAUUGAUGUCACCAAAAACGGAAAGAAACGAGCCUCUUGUUUUUGAUACCACAGAAUCUGAAACGGACUCGACGACAUUCAUUCCAGACGAAAUAGUAACAAGAACUACAUUUGAUGAACAAAUAGACGAACUAACUACCAUCACAUAUUUUAGAGAUACGAAUGUUGUAAGUGAGAAUGAUGAUCAAGAAACAUUAAAUACAGCAGACUCAAACACACCAAAUAUUAGGCAAACGGACUGUGAUAACAAAGAAACCACCACAGCUUUAGUUUUUGAGUUAGAUCCAGAAACAUUUUACACAAGUACUACAGAAGCGCCAACAGAAAAUUAUCCUACAACUACAGCUGUAAAUAUCCGACGACAAACCUUAGACAAUAGGUUCAACCGUAAAAGAACAAAACAAAGAACUACCACAGAAACUCCUAUAGACUUUGAAACGAAAGAUAUAUUUAAUUUUCCUAAUUUAGUACCAGCGUCAGAAUUUAUAACUAAAACUAAAACUACUGCGGCCGAUGAUGACGAUUUCACCACAUUGGAAGACUUUUUGACUACCGAGUCCUCAUCUGUAACACGAAGAAGAAAUAAAUCAAGGAAACGCAAUUUCAAUCGCAAUUUCAGUGUUUCUAGCACUCCAAAGUCACACAUCACAACAGAGGUAACUGCUAAGAUCGAAAUACAGGAGAUUCUUAACGACACCACAACUAGUGAACGUCUAUCAAGGAUUCUGAAGGAGAGAAACAUGACUUUGAACGAGUUGUUCGAGCAAAGAGAACGUGGCUCGAGUCAUGUGCAUUUGGCAGACAUAUUCCACAACGCAUCGAGAGAACCGAAUCCACCCGAGCCCUUCCUAUCCAAAUCUCUCCUAGAACCUAUAUCUAGAGAGACGUAUCCGUUGCGAGCACUACUGGAAGCAAACCAAUAUGAUCCAAAAACAACAACUGAUCCUGUAAUAGACCAGAUAGAUUAUAGAAACAAACCAAUAGUCAUGGACUUUGGUAAUAAUGUUAACGAGAACAGUGAAAAUAUGGGUAUCAUGUCACUGUUUCAGAACUUUACCAAAAACUAUUUAAAUAAAGAAAUGAAAAAGGAAGAAGAGAAAGCAACUACACCGAGUAUGAAGAAACAAAGUAUCUCUGAGCCUAGGGAAGGCCGAGCUUUAGAAGCUGACAAGCCAUUGAUUACUUGGAAUGAAAUAAUCAACUUCAUGCAUAAAGAAAAGAACGAAACUGUGCCUACUACAACGGCGAUCGAAUAUGAAAUCCCAACGGAAAGAGUGAGCUUUAAAGCGAGUGACGAUUCGCUUGACGACAAACUGGACAUUCUUCAAGACUUGCAAUACUUAACCAACAAUUUGGAAGGACCCAUGGUACCGAAAUCUAAAAGUAACGAGGCCUUAAAUCUAUACCAAGAAAACGACAGCAUUGAAGUGCUAAAUACAGUAGAAUCUAGCUACAUGAGCACAACCAAAUCUGUCACGGUAGCCACGGCCUCUAUUAUUGGAUUAUCUCUUGUCCUUUUCCUGCUCACAUAUAGUAUACUAAAGUGGAAGCAGGACGCAAAGAUAAUGAGAAAUAACUCCUGUAGAAGAACCGAAGACGUACCGACACCCGUUUUCGAGAAUAGAAAGGGACAAAAACUGAAUAGCAGCACCCGAAGCAAGAGCCCGAUGCUGUCAAACUCAAAUAUUUACGCUAUAGACUCCUUGGACACGCAUAAAGGGAAUGAAUCACCUGAAUACAUGUGGGACAGUUUGAGAAAACCAUUCCAAUAAUAUUAGUUCAUAUAGUUAAGGACUUAGACUGAAAUUAUUUGUAAAGUUCUCUAAUUUAUUCUUAAUAUUAAAUAGACUAUUAUUUUUAAACUGUGACCUGAGUUACUGAUAGAUUUACUGUUGUAGUUUUG
Aricia agestis (brown argus) is the source of this 3495-nucleotide messenger RNA. RefSeq lists its product as uncharacterized. The transcript is spliced from 5 exons. The coding region runs from base 185 to 3364 and encodes 1059 amino acids. The record is from RefSeq and is a predicted model, not a curated record. Lineage: Eukaryota; Metazoa; Arthropoda; Insecta; Lepidoptera; Lycaenidae.